AUGGAUUCCACCGACGCGCCUCAAAUAAUCGAGCAUGCCCAUAGAAAUCUCACUUACACACCUUUUGAUACCAAAUGGAUUCCUUGCAGCUCUCGAUUUGUGAUACUAGGCCAAUCUCCUAGCAUGAAAGGAAUAUUCCAGCUUUUUCAAUUAGAUCAAAAAACUGAAGGCAAGCUUCGGCUUCUUCAUGAGUUCACAAAAGGUAGUGGGUAUAAAUGCGCGACAUUUGGAGCAUCUUCUUUGACUAACCGCCAAAUAGCAAUUGGUGAUUUUUCAGGGAAUUUGACGAUUUUGGAUCUAGAAACUCAACAAGAAGUAUAUAAAGUAAAAGCUCAUGAAGGCUUGAUAAACAGCCUAGAAGGCGCUGGAGGCAGUGGAAUGGGCCCUCCUGAAUUAGUCACUGGCGGCAGAGAUGGCUGUGUGAAAGUAUGAGAUAUAAGACAAGAGGCUCCAGUUGUUUCAUUAGAACCCGCUGAAGAAAUCAAGCCUGAUUGCUGGGCUGUUUGCUUUGGAAAUUGCUAUCACCCCUAAAAUUUUUUAGAUGAUUAUGACCGUCCAUUUAAAUUUUAAAAUUAAUUUGUACUUGCCAGUUUUUUUGAAAAAUCAAAAACGAAAAUGGCAAAUAUUUGUUUGUUGUUUUAAGAUGCCUAGUAAGACUUAGCUGAAGAAAGCAAGUGCCCCAGACCAUAUUUUCCCUUGUCGUUAUUAUGCUGAGUUAUAGCAAUCUAUUAUGGCGCUUAAGCUAUAUAAUGACUCUGAACGUAUGCUAGCAGCUGGCUAUGAUAAUGGAGACAUCAAGCUAUUUGAUCUGAGAACUAAUUAUUUGCAAUGGGACACAAAUUUAAAGAAUGGGGUUUGUGGACUUCAAUUUGACAGAAGAGACCAAAUGAUGAACAAAAUUGUAGCUACAACUCUUGAAGGAAAAUUCCACAUUUUUGAUUUAAGAACUUUUAAUGCAACUGAAGGCGGGUAUGCUGAAGCAAUUGAAAAAGUCCAUGGCGCUACUGUAUGAGGAGUAAAGCAUCUGCCUCAGAAUCGUGAUCUUUUUGUGACUUUAGGAGGAAAUGGGAGCUUGAAUCUAUAUAAAUAUAAUUAUCCUUCACAAAGAUCAGUUCAGGAUAUGAAUGGAAACCCCAAAGGUGUGCCAGGGAGUGUGACAAUGCUGAACCAAAGAGAUUUAUCCACACAGCCUGUUGCAAGUUUUGAUUGGAGCGCAGAUAGGUUAGGAUUAGCAGUGUUAUCAUGUUUAGACCAAUCAAUGAAGGUAAUAAUAACAACUAAGCUGAAUUUAUAUUAA
Messenger RNA from Blepharisma stoltei, 1297 nucleotides. Lineage: Eukaryota; Ciliophora; Heterotrichea; Heterotrichida; Blepharismidae. The record is from the annotation of a GenBank genome assembly.